Molecule: messenger RNA, 1501 nt
Organism: Sorghum bicolor (sorghum)
Lineage: Eukaryota; Viridiplantae; Streptophyta; Magnoliopsida; Poales; Poaceae
Exons: 9
Coding region: 144-1196 (350 amino acids)
Biological process (GO): membrane organization; endoplasmic reticulum tubular network organization
Cellular component (GO): membrane; endoplasmic reticulum
Source: RefSeq, a predicted model, not a curated record
CGGCAUCGGCAUCGGCAUCGCGUGCGCCAGUGCCAAGCUAAAAUUCCCCAACUCGCGUCGCGUCCAGUGUGCGUGCUAGACCCCCGUCCCGUCCUCGUCGCGCGGCCCAAAAGCCCCGCACCCAACCCCCAGCCCGGCGAGCGAUGGAGGGGUCCGCGGCCGACGCGGAGCAGGAGCAGGAGCAGAAGCGGGCGGCGGCGGCGGCGGCGUACGACUACGAGGGCGACGCGCGCUGGGCCGACUACUGGUCCAACGUCCUCCUCCCGCCGAACCUCGCCUCCCGCCCCGACGUCGUCGACCACUUCAAGCGCAAGUUCUACCAGCGCUACAUCGACCAUGAUUUGGUCGUUGAGCCGAGGUCAUUCACUGGUUCCACUCAGCCCAGCAGGCCAGAUGUAAGGUCUUCGUCUUCGUCAUCCAGCGAGAACGUCAGGGCACGUAAUUCAGGAUCUACUUCGAGGUCAGCGCCUUCACCGCCGCCAACAACACAAACAGACAGUGCUGCCAAUCCUUUACGGUUCGAUGCACGGACUAUACAUUUCUCCAUCAACGCAUGGAUACUUGUGGUUUCUGGUCUGGGAAUGCUUCCUAUUUUGCCAAAACACCUUGCUGACCGAGCUUGCAAACUUUCACUGCUGGGAACAAUACUUUCGUCAGGAUAUUCUCUAUACAGCACUUAUGGGAAACCAAGAGCAUGGAACAUGCCAGCAAUUCAAGCUUGGUUGCAGUCUGUUCUUGCAACCAAGGAUUUUAUCCGUUUAAUGUUCUCUUCUAUGCUCUUCACAUCUCAAUUGCACUUGAAGAUUGCUGCACUACCUGUGCUUUGCUGGGCGCUUGAUCAUGUUGCCAGAUUCCUAAGGCGUAACUUUGCUCGAUCCUCUUUCUAUAGGCAAUACCUGGAAGAGCCUUGUCUUUGGGUAGAGACAAAUAAUACUACACUGAGCCUCCUUAGUUCAAAUGCUGAAAUUGCCUUGGGUUUUCUUCUGAUCAUAUCGCUGCUCUCGUGGCGCCGGAGCAUAAUUCAGACAUUCAUGUACUGGCAGGUAUUGAAGCUGAUGUACCAUGCUCCUGUGACAUCCAGCUAUCACCAGAGUGCCUGGGCGAAAAUCGGCAGAAUUGUGAAUCCGUACAUCCACCGCUACGCCCCAUUCCUCCAGACGCCCAUUUCUGCAAUCCAAAGAUGGUGGUUCAGGUAAAGAGACAGGCGGGUAAAAAAACAUGUAUCUGUUGCUGAAUCACUGAACCGCCUGGGUGGUUUAAGAUGGGCUACACAGAACAUAGCACAGCCUCCGCGUUCGUAUGUAAUGCUGCAGCAGUGCACUGUAUAAUAUAACAUUUGCGGGAUGACUGAUAUCCCAGAAUUCUGGAGGGCCUUAUCGUAACAAGAAGGUUUGCUGUAUGUCUGUAAACUAUGAGGUUGCAGGGAUGACCAUUGACCAACAAUGCUGAAUUGCAAUCCGUGGGCUAACGUAACUAUGUUCCAUGCUUUUCAGUCACACAA